Molecule: messenger RNA, 1694 nt
Organism: Gadus morhua (Atlantic cod)
Lineage: Eukaryota; Metazoa; Chordata; Actinopteri; Gadiformes; Gadidae
Gene: marcksl1a
Product: MARCKS-like 1a
Exons: 2
Coding region: 222-836 (204 amino acids)
Biological process (GO): central nervous system development; actin filament organization
Cellular component (GO): plasma membrane; cytoplasm
Molecular function (GO): actin filament binding; calmodulin binding
Source: RefSeq, a predicted model, not a curated record
CUUGUACCCCCGACAUUCUUUAAUUCGAGCCCAGCCGCUGUGAGCUUCGCAUCUCCGGAGAGGAACUGUUUACUUUGCAAACGUAAGGAAAGCGUUCCGUUUGGACUUUUGCUUUGACAAGACCUUAUCAUCCCUGUGCUGGAUUUUUAAAUUGAACCGCCAUUGUGGUUUUUCAUUUUCGAUUUUCUUUUUGUUAAAAAAAAAAAGAACCUUAAAGGAAAAUGGGAGGCCAGUUGUCAAAGGGUGGAGUAGCUGUGGAGGGUAAAGUCGUCGCGGACCCCGCUGCUGCCAAAACUAAUGGCCAGGAAAACGGACAUGUGAAGACCAACGGCGAGGUCUCGGCCAAGCCCGGCGAAGCGGUGGCGGACGGCAACGGGACAGCCGAGCCGGCCAAGGAGGGCGAGGCGGUGAGCGCCGGCGACGCCAUAGAGCCGGCUCCUGCAGCGGAGGGCGAGGCGGCCAAGACCGAUGGCGAGGCGGCCAAGGAGGGCAAGAAGAAGAAGAAGUUCUCCCUGAAGAACUCCUUCAAGUUCAAGGGCAUCUCGCUGAAGAAGACCAAGAAGAGCAGCGAGGAGGCCAAGGAGGAGGCGGCCUCCCCCGCCACGGAGGACAAGCCGGAGGAGAACGGCCACGCGGCCAAGGAGACCAAAGAGGAGACGCCGGCCGCCGAGGCUAAGGCGGAAGAGGCGGCGGCGUCACCCGAGGCAGAGGCCAAGGCCGUGGAUGAGGCCCCGCCCACGGAGGCAGCUCCAGCCGCCGUCGCGGAGGAGGAGGCCGCCGCCGCCCCCCCUGCCGCCGAGGUCACGACACCCGAGGGAGAGGCCAAGGCUGAGUGACCGCGCCCGUCCACGGCACCACCACUGACUUUCCAAGAUAAAAAAUAUAUAAAUAUAUAUAUGAGAGACUCGUGCCACGUUCUUAACAAGUUAUAAACAAAACUACAGAAGAAGACGACAAAGGAUAUAACACGUUUGCUGAUUCAACCACCAGUUCACUGCCUUUUAUUAGUUCUUCGACAAACGGGAUCUCACCGGGCCCUCUCAUGACAAGUGAUGGCUUGUGUCGCCCCCUACUGGUACACACAUGAACUGGCGUAUGGGGAAGGUAAUGGAUUGGAUGUGUGAUCAGGAUUACUGACUUAUUUUCCCCAAUUCAUGGAGAAGCAUCCUUCUAAAAGCGUGGCAGCCCUAUAGCAUUUUUCUUUUUGAGAUAAACCUUUUUGACAACGGUUAUGGAGCAGGGCAGACCAUCUCCUUUACUCGAAAUGACUGUUACCCGGACGCAUAAACCUUUCAAAUGAUCUUAUUAAUUUUUAGAAUUCAACAUUCCUAUGUUUUACCCCAAAAUUUGCAAGUAUUUUGUGCUGUAUAGAAAAGUGAAAAUAAGGAGGGGCAGUUGGAUACAGCUAUGUCUCGUUCGUGCAUUUUACAUUUUUAAAUUUUGGUUCUUUUCAGGCUAAAAAGCAUUGGAGCUUCAGGCCUGGAACACAUUCUAGCUUCCUGCAGUGUUCACAUUUCAGAGUUUAUGAUGACGGGGCAAGGGUUGUAUACAAGAUGGGAGCUUUUUAUCUGCAAUUUGUCUCUGUAAAUAUGUUUUGGCCAAUAUUUUUGGUUUUCUUUCAUUUAGCUAUUGUUGAAAAUGUCAAUGGUUUUAUUGUAACUUUUAAUAAGGGUAAAUAAAUGCUUGAUCCCCUC